Messenger RNA from Selaginella moellendorffii, 759 nucleotides. RefSeq lists its product as uncharacterized. The transcript is spliced from 5 exons. Lineage: Eukaryota; Viridiplantae; Streptophyta; Lycopodiopsida; Selaginellales; Selaginellaceae. The record is from RefSeq and is a predicted model, not a curated record. The coding region runs from base 129 to 686 and encodes 185 amino acids.
ACACUGGUUUUAGUUUCCAUAGCUAGGCAGGAAGCAGGAUUUAGGAAGGGGAAGAGUCUGGAAAGCCCUAGCUACUGUCCAAGUGGACUUUGUGGGUUUUGGUUUCUCUUCCUUGGUUUUGGGCGACGAUGAUGAGCAACAUCAGCCGGAUCGGCCUUUCAGCCUCUUCUUCUUUGUCUUGCUUUUCGUUCCAGGCUCCAGCAAAUCGGUCUAGAUGCUACUCGAUUCGUCCCCAACGCUUUCGGGUGGCUCGGUGCAGCAGUAGUGCUACUGACGGAGCUCCAGCAAUAGCGAAAGAGUUUCAACAUGUUCUACUGCCCAUCAUCGAUAAGAACCCGUAUCUGUCGGAUUCGACUCGUCAGGCCGCGGCAACAGCUACGUCUCUAGCGAAGAAGUAUGGCGCAAAGAUCACAGUUGUGGUGAUUGAUGAGGAGAAAAAGGAGAAAGACUACGAGCAGAGACUUCAAACAAUUCGCUGGCACCUGGAAGAAGGAGGAAUCCAAGACUAUGGGAUGCUGGAAAAGAUUGGAGAAGGCAAGAAAGCAGCAGUGGUAAUAGGAGAAGUUGCGGAUGACAUGGGGCUGGACUUGGUCGUUCUCAGCAUGGAAUGCAUUCAUUCCAAGCACAUUGAUGGGAACCUCCUCGCAGAAUUCGUUCCUUGCCCCGUGUUGCUGCUUCCCUUGUGAGAAAUUCACGCGUGUCUGGCUACUGACGAUCUUUCUAUAUUUUUUAAUUACAGCUAACACUUGCAAUGCGAUA